Rotaria sordida is the source of this 324-nucleotide messenger RNA. The record is from the annotation of a GenBank genome assembly. Lineage: Eukaryota; Metazoa; Rotifera; Eurotatoria; Philodinida; Philodinidae.
GAUUCACCCCCAACAACAACAUUUCGACAUGUUUCAUUAGCUAAUAUUGCUACAGCAUUUUUAAGUGAACGAAAAACAUCAAGACGUCAUAGUAGUGGUUAUCGAAAAAAACGAUUAACAUCUAAAGAUAAAAGUACAUCAAAUUCAAAACAUCAAUCAAAUUAUUCCAAUACAACUAAUAAUGUCAUAGGACAACGAUUAUUAACACAAAAUACGGAAGAUGGAUUAGCAACAGUGUUUAUGGUUAAUUUUAGUACAACAAGUACUAAUAAUAAACAUCGAACAAAUCUGGUAAUAAAAAUCAUAAUUUUUAUUGAUUUAUAG